Molecule: messenger RNA, 2375 nt
Organism: Zootoca vivipara (common lizard)
Lineage: Eukaryota; Metazoa; Chordata; Lepidosauria; Squamata; Lacertidae
Gene: RAB17
Product: RAB17, member RAS oncogene family
Molecular function (GO): GTPase activity; GTP binding
Source: RefSeq, a predicted model, not a curated record
UCAGCUUGCUGAUAAAAGCAGUAGGCGGUUGGGAAAGUUGCCAGAGCCCUUCCCUGACUGGAGAAGUCUUGCUUUUGUUGUGCCACUGCCGAGGCUGCCCAUUCUCCCAUCUCAGCACCCCCACAUAAAUGAGCAGAAAUCUUGAAAAGGAGAAAACACGGCAGGAACAUUUGGAAAGGACAUGGCUCAGAGAAGGGUGCAGAACAAGGAGCCCACUCCUUGCCUUUAUGUCCCCUGCCCAAAAGAGUCUUACAUUUUCAAAGUAGUUCUUCUGGGCAGCACGGCUGUAGGAAAGUCAAGCCUAGCCUAUCGCUAUGUGAAGAAGGACUUCCGGGACUCCCUGCCCACUGUGGGCUGUUCCUUCUUCACGCAGGUUCUAAGUUUGGAUAACACCACAAUUAAGCUUGAGAUCUGGGACACUGCAGGCCAAGAGAAGUACCAUAGUGUCUGCCAUCUCUAUUACAGAGGGGCUAAUGCUGCUGUUCUGGUUUAUGAUAUAACGAGGAAGGAAAGUUUGGAGAAAGCAAAAGUGUGGCUGACAGAACUGGAGAAGGAAUUCCUUCCUGAUGAAAUAAUUAUAGCUUUGGUUGGCAAUAAACUGGACCUUUCUGCUGAACGGGAGGUCACAUUACAGAUACGUUGUUUCUCCAGGAGGCAAAGGAUUUUGCACAGACAAAGAACCUGCAGUACAUGGAAACAUCUGCAAAAUCUAAUUACCAAGUGGCAGAACUCUUCGUGUCUCUGGCUCAUGAAUUGUUAAAACAAGAACAACAGAAGGAAAAUGCGUUUCAAUCAACACAAUGGAAGAAAUCACAUGUUGAUCUGCAAGAAACAAGUUUUCCCCAAAUGAGAUGCUGCCAAGCAAUCUGAGAUGAGUUGUUCCGUGUGGCUGGGGUUGCUGCUGCUGCAAUAAAAAACGGAAGCCUCCUCCUCCGAGCCAGAGGGUUUCCUCUGUUUUAUGUGCCUACCUCAUUCCUUUUCACUGUGAGAAGACAUUUAAAAGUUUUAAUAAUAAUAAUAAAUUUUAUUUGUAUCCCGCCCUCCCCGGCCGAGGCCGGGCUCAGAGUGGCUAACAUCCUAAAAACAAUACACACUUCCAAAUUAUUUGUGAAAGCUUUCAAUAUUAUAGCUUUUCUUUGGUAUCCAAAUGUAAUAAAGAGAAUAAACAGAAGAGGAAAAAAUAGCAUUGUGCCAUUUCAUAAGAAUAUGAGAAGAUGCCUGCCAGAUCAGACCCAAGUAACAGUCUAUCCUGUUUAGCCACCUGCUUCCUUCCCACGGUGGCACAAGGGAAGUGGCCCAGAGUCACAGUCCUGGUCAGCCACUGCCAGUUCACAUCCCUUGAGCAUAUAUGUCAAAUUAGGAUGGUUUGCCCCAACACACAUCACUCUAAACUUGUUUACAUCUCAAAGGAUUGCUGCUUGGAUCUAAGCUACUGGAGAGGCAGUGUUGGCGUGAUCAGAUGGACAAGACCCCUGAGCCAGCAGGCAUGAACACGGCAAGGAAGAAAGAAAGGGAAUCGAGCCAUAAAACACAAGGUGCUGCUGCUGGGCAGCUGGGCGAUUUGGUGCCCUGGUAUCACUUUCAACUGAGAGGCCUUAUUCCAACAGGAUGGGAGUGUGAAAUGACUUGUAGGUGGGAGGCUUAAGGUCUUGGCUUCAGAUGUGAGCAGUUUGGCAGUGAGCAUUUGCUUGAGUGGCAGUUUUGGCAUUGGAUAGGCGUAGUCUUGGUUGGAGGAGAGGUUGUUGCCUCUGCCUGCCCCUACAGAAAAUGACACAUCCUGUUAAAGGGAUCCAGGGCAGAUGCUUCUGUCCAGAUGCCCUGAUGGGGGCCCCCAGGUGCAAGUCCUACCAGCAGAUGGACUAGAAGGGGUGGGGUUCUACCCAGUGCCAAUGCCAAACCUCUUACACCUGUAGUCAAUAAAGGUGUGGCCUGAUUUCACCCAUAUACAACAUGCCUCAUUAUUUAUGGGAGAUGCCUGGGUACGCAAGAGAUAAGAUGGUUAUCUUCCAAUAUCUAAAGGGAAGAUGGAUCAAGCUUGUUUUCUCCUGCUCUGGAGGGGAGGACCUGAACCAGUGUCUUUGCUAUAAGAAAGGAGAGUCUGACUAAAUCAGGAAGAACAUUCUGACAGUAAGAGCUGUUUGACAGUGAAACAGACUUUCAUGAGAGGUGAUGGGCUCUCCUUCCUUGGAGGUUUUUAAGCAAAGGUUGGAUGGCUAUCUGUCACCCUUGGAGUCCCUCAGGGCCAUCUUAAGCAUACCUGGCACCCUGGCACCGUGGUGCAACAGAUCCCUCUGGCGCCCCCGCCCCGCCCCAUUUCCCAGCGCAGCGGGCGGGUGGGCACAGUGUGCAGCGUGGCUGCCGCCUGGAGGGCCAGA